AGAGGCAGCUCCAUCCGAGAAGAUACUCACUCGCCUGGGCUCCGCUAUCCUGCUUGCAUCUGACUCCUCCCUCCUGCAGCUCCGAACAGCGCAGGGUGAAUCCAACAGCCUCUCCUUUCUACUAUGUUUCUCCCUGAGCUACUAGAGCUUGAACGUACCUGACAUUCUGCCUCCGUUUCAGCUGAACUCGUGAGUAAGGCACAUUGCCGGAUAACUGUCAGAAGUGAAUGGCAUGUUAUUACCUGAACAGCCUAAAUUACCCAUCUUUCAGUGCUGAAAGGAUUAUGAAGAAUUGCUUUUUAUUCAGCACCUUUGCUACGUCGUUGUUGCCUGAUUUUUCAAGAGCACGAGUUGUUCUGGUUAUCAAGGGUACUUUCACCUGAAUAUUUCUUCACCAAAUGCCACGAGAGAGAGUCUAGGAAAACGAACUUGUGAUGUGGAGCUGACAGUUCUGGUUUCAGCUAGUGAAAACUUGCAGAGUCAGGGAGAAGGCAGAGAAAAAAAUUUGCCAAGGACAAUGUCGGCAAUGCUUAAUAAUUUGACGCUCAACGGGACGAGCUUCUUUGCUGAAAAUCGUAGUGUUAUGGACAAGCCCAGUGAGCAGAGAACUUUGAAUGUCUUUCUGUUCUGCUUGACUUUCAUCCUUGCCUUCACAGCACUUCUGGGCAGCAUUUAUUCACUAGUUUCCCUGCUGAAAAUGCAAACCAAAACCACGGUUUCAAUGAUCGUGACCUCUUUGUCAAUAGAUGAUUUGAUCAGCGUUGUGCCAGUGAUUAUUUUCAUGCUCACUCAGUGGUCGAGCGACGGCCUCCCCCAGCCUCUCUGCACCACCUCAGCACUUAUUUAUUUGUUCCAGGGCAUUUCUAGCAACCUGAAAGGGUCUCUUAUAGUGUCUUACAACUUCUACGCCAUCAGCAAAACUGAGACGAUGAGCUGCAGCACUUCCAAGCGACGAGUGAGCAUGGUGUGGGCCGUUCUUACCGUUUGGAUUGUCAGUUUGCUGAUCUGCAUUCUGCCUCUCUGUGGUUGGGGCAAAUAUAUCCCCACCUCCUGGGGUUGCUUCACUGACUGUGCCAGUUCCUACAUCUUGUUUUUAUUUACUGUCUACUCGCUGUGCUUUUGCCUCCUCACAGUACUCUCUGUUCCUCUGACGUACCAGCUGUUGUGCUCAGAUGAGCAACAGCUACUACACAUCGAUUACCAGGAGAUCUCUCGAGGCUACACCUCCCCUGGGACACCUCCAGGCUGCAGCACUGCUACCCCAUCUCUGUCACCGCUGGACCCCGCGGAUAAAGCCCUGAAGCAUUUCCAAAAUGCCUGUCCGAGCUCGGAGGCAGAUUUUAGGAAGGAUGUGGCUGAGAGCGGAGCACUCGAGCCCUGUUGCACCAGCAGCACCCAGAGCAGGAGCGUCACGGUGGGCUUUGCCCAGAAACGGUUCUCGCUGAUUCUUGCGUUGACAAAAGUCGUUCUCUGGCUUCCCAUGAUGAUACAAAUGGUUGUCCAGCACAUCACUGGUUUUCAAAGCCUUCCGUUCGAGACGCUUAGCUUCUUGCUGACUUUGCUGUCUGCCACAGUCACCCCAGUGUUCAUCCUGUCAGAACACUGGAUCCACCUGCCCUGUGGCUGCAUCAUUAAUUGCAGGAGGAAUUCAUAUGCAGUGUCUUCAGAGGAACUCAAAACCAAACGUAGGGGGUUCGAAUUCAACCUGUCCUUCCAGCAAGGGUACGGCAUCUACAGAAUAUCCCAUGAAAACCACCACCACCACCAGGGAGAUGGGAAAUCUCUGUCCUAUGACCACCUGGUGAGCUAUGACUGCGACAACCCCCAGGCAGCCCCGAGAGGAGGCGGCGAUGCCCCCGGCGCCGGGCAGGAGGC
This is a messenger RNA of Eurypyga helias (sunbittern), 1875 nucleotides long. It is a transcript of the gene GPR149, whose product is annotated as G protein-coupled receptor 149. Gene Ontology annotation, molecular function: G protein-coupled receptor activity; neuropeptide binding. The record is from RefSeq and is a predicted model, not a curated record. Gene Ontology annotation, biological process: neuropeptide signaling pathway. The transcript has 3 exons. Gene Ontology annotation, cellular component: membrane; neuron projection. Lineage: Eukaryota; Metazoa; Chordata; Aves; Eurypygiformes; Eurypygidae. The annotation marks the transcript as partial.